This is a messenger RNA of Liolophura sinensis, 3940 nucleotides long. Its product is annotated as leucine-zipper-like transcriptional regulator 1. The transcript has 21 exons. Gene Ontology annotation, cellular component: Golgi apparatus. The record is from RefSeq and is a predicted model, not a curated record. Gene Ontology annotation, molecular function: protein binding. Lineage: Eukaryota; Metazoa; Mollusca; Polyplacophora; Chitonida; Chitonidae.
UUCCCGGUUUGGAUUUUUGAUUAGUUUGUCUGUGUUAUAUUUUGACCAAAUGUGAGGCUAAGAAGGAUGGCGAUCGCUCGUCCACCUGGUGUGGAGUUCGAUCAUAACUGGCCAGAGAGCGUGGAGUGCCUGACACUGGAUUUUGGUCCGUUUGAAACCGUUCAUCGGUGGAAGCGUAUGCCGGAGUGCGACGAGUUCGUGGGCGCAAGGAGAAGUAAACACACUGUUGUGGCCUACAAAGAAGCACUCUAUGUGUUUGGUGGGGACAAUGGGAAAACUAUGCUGAAUGAUUUAUUGAGGUUUGAUGUGAAAGACAAAUCAUGGGGCAGAGCAUUCACGACAGGGACUCCUCCGGCUCCCAGGUAUCACCACUCAGCUGUUGUCCAUGAAGGCAGCAUGUACGUGUUCGGUGGCUACACAGGCGACAUUCAUUCCAACUCCAACCUGACCAACAAAAAUGACCUGUUUGAGUACAGAUUUGCUACAGGCCAGUGGAUAGAAUGGAAGUUUGAAGGGCGGAUGCCCGUAGCUCGAGCUGCCCAUGGAGCAGCUGUGUAUGAUGGGAAGGUUUGGAUAUUUGCAGGGUAUGAUGGGAAUGCUCGUCUUAACGACAUGUGGACCAUGUCUCUAUUGGGAGAAAGCAAACAGUGGGAAGAGGUGAACCAGAUAGGUGACAUCCCUCCGACCUGUUGUAACUUUGCUCUUGACGUUGCUAGAGACUCCAUGUUUGUCUUCUCUGGCCAGAGUGGAGCCAAAAUCACAAACAACCUGUUCCAGUUUAACUUCAGCCUCAAACAAUGGAGCCGAAUCUCCACAGAGCACAUUUUACGGGGAGCCCCACCCCCUCCCGAGAAGCGGUACGGACACACGAUGGUAGCAUUUGACAGACACUUGUAUGUUUUCGGUGGGGCUACAGGACAGACACUUCCAAACGAGCUCCACUGUUUUGACCUUGAUGCUCAGACCUGGUCCAUUGUGGAUCCCUCGGAAGACAGCCAGGUACCUACUGGAAGACUGUUCCACGCAGCGGCCGUGGUUGGGGACGCUAUGUACAUAUUUGGGGGCACAGUUGACAACAACGUGAGGAGUGGAGAAAUCUACCGCUUCCAGUUUUCCAGCUAUCCAAAGUGUACACUUCAUGAUGACUAUGGUCGUCUACUGGACAGCAGACAAUUUUGUGAUGUUCAGUUUGUUUUGGGAAAGGUACCUCAGUCUGUUAUUUUAAUUUUUUCUUUGAUUUGGAUCAGAUCACCAUGGUUACGGGAUAAAAUCCGUCAAGCAAAGUUUCAGAAACAGUGUACGGCGGGAGGUGAUCAACCACAAGUGUCAGAUCCCCGAGCAUUUGAGAUGGUUUUGUCUUACAUCUAUACAGAUAGGAUCCAUCCAACCAAGAAAGGUCAGAGCCGAGCAGUAAUGAGGUGAUCUUUGUUGAUGAUGGACGUCUACAGGCUGGCGCUGCAGUUCCACAUGUCGCGCCUGGAGCAAUUGUGUGUGCAGUUCCUGGAGGCGUGUAUUGGCCACAAGAAUGUCCUGGCAGCUCUACAGAACGCCUCGCAUCUCAAACUGGACUUCCUAAAGGAAUUUUGUCUGCGCUUCAUCGUCAAGGAGACCAACUAUAACCAGAUUGUGAUGAGUAAAGAGUUUGAGAGCCUGGAACCUCCGCUGAUGGUUGAGAUUGUGCGCCGCCGACAGAUGCCUCAUGUCCGAAUGCUACCAGAACCAUAUUGCGACUCCUUCCAAGCCAACUCUCUGGAGAAGGACCUUGAGGCGUUUCUUAAGUCAGGUGGGGUGGAGUUUUGUGACAUCACCCUGAUGUUAGAUGGAGUGGCUAUCCCCGCCCACAAGGCAAUCCUGGCUGCACGCUGCAGUUACUUUGAAGCCAUGUUCCGUUCCUUCAUGCCAGAAGACAAUACUGUACAGAUAGCCAUUGGAGAGAUGGUCCCUUCCCGGCAGGCCUUUGACAGCUUACUGCGCUAUAUUUAUUAUGGGGAGGUAAUUAUGCCCCCUGAAGACUCCCUCUAUCUUUUCCCCGCACCUUAUUUCUAUGGCUUCACAAACAACAGGUUACAGGCUUUCUGCAAACACAAUCUUGAGAUGAAUGUGUCUUUCCAAAAUGUUGUCCCGAUAUUGGAGGCUGCAGAUAAGAUCCAGGCUUUUGACAUGAAGAAACAUGCUUUAAAUAUUAUCGUGCAUCAUUUCCCAAAAGUGGCUCGAUUACCCCAGAUACGAAGACUGAGCCGUGAUUUGCUGCUUGACAUCAUCAGUGCAUUGGCUGAUGACAUGGGUGAAUCUCGACUCUGUCAGGAUGUGUCGAAUAUCAGCCUGUGUGAAUCAAGUGCUCUGUGACUAGCACAGCAGUGGAUCAUGUCUUGUGCUGUGUUGACAUGUAAAGAGUGGAUCAAAUCUGGGUCUAGUGCCCUGUGACAUGUAAGGAGUGGAUCAAAUCUGGGUCUAGUGCCCUGUGACAUGUAAAGAAUGGAUCAAAUCUGGGUCUAGUGCCCUGUGACAUGUAAAGAAUGGAUCAAAUCUGGUUCUAGUGCCCUGUGACAUGUAAAGAAUGGAUCAAAUCUGGAUCCAGUGCCCUGUGACAUGUAAGGAGUGCAUCAAACAUAGUGCUUUUUCAGAUGUCAGUCAGAUCUAGUGCUUGUUUUACAGAUAUUUUACCAUUGUAUCAGUUUUGGUGCUUUUAAAAUGUCUUUAUUCUAGAUUAGGAUAAACAGCUUUUGGGCUUGAUGAUUGUACCAGAACAUUGAAAACGAGAACUAAAACAGAAAUGAACAAUGGACAACACUAUAGAGCAUUGAAAUCCAAAAUUAUCAUAAGAAGAAACACAGCAUUGAAUCACAAACUACUACAGAAGUAAGGAAUAGACUACAAACACCAAAGCAUUGAAAACAAGAACUAUCUGUAAUCACAGCAAAGAGCUACAAAAAAUUACAGUGUCUAUAAUCACAGAAAAGAACAAAAAACUACAAACAUGUUAGCAUGGAAACAAGGACUGUUUAAUGAAGAAAUGUAAAAUGCACUGCACAGCUGGGAAAUAGUUUCCCAUUGAUUGUACAUGUUUGAUUAAUGAAGGGCUUGUCAUGACACCUAGUUACCCUAACAAGAGCUUGUUGGCCAUUUUGGAGCAAAAUUAACAUGGGCUGGUAUGGCAGUAUGCCAAUAGCAUUACACCAAUAUGGCUGCCAAUAAAGAGGUCGUGGAAAGACCCUGUAAAUGUCAGUAAACACUUAAAUUACAGGCUCACUUUAACACUGGGAUGUACAUACAAUGCUUGUUUUUGUUUGAAAGAAUUUAGCUUCAGCUUUAGAAAGGCUUUGAACCAGAUAUAUUUUAACACUGGAUAAUGAUAUUUGUUGAAUUUUCAUAUCUCAAUAUUGGACUUUAUCUACCAGCUUUGGAAGAAGGAACUUGACUUUUUUAGGGGUGGGAUUUGGUGGGUGAGGGUGGAGGGUUUUUUUUUGAGGGGAUGCAGAAGGAUUCUUCAUAUCAUGCCAAAACUAUGUAGGAUUUAAGCAUAGUACUGGCAUGUAAACAAAGUUUUUUUUACCUAUGUACACAUGAAUGUUGAAAUGAAGUUGAUUUAUGUUUGGCUCUAACUAGAAUUUUUUUAUAAAGUGGCCAUGUUGAAAUGUGAAUGUUUGAGUACUAAUUCAAGUUAGUUAUUUUUUUCUUCUUCUGCACAACAGUGCAUACAUAUUUUUGUGGCAAUGCUUUACUUAUAGUAGCACUGGCUGUGGUUUGGCAUACUUAACAGUAAAUGUUCUGUUACAAAAUGUCAACAAAGUGUUUAAAUACUUCAUUCUGAUUAAUUCCAAAUCAGUGAGGUGAGCAUUGAAUAGUUUCUGUAGUGCCUUUUUUUUUCUUUUAUUGUGUUCAGGGCAAAAUCUGUGGGUAGGGCUAGCGUAACAUAUGUAACCCCUACCACUACCCCCCA